UGCUGCUCUUUUAUCUACCACAUAGAGGCUGAAAUCAGAUAUGUUUUAGCUCUAUUUGAUCAUUCUAAAAAUAAACCACCUUCACAGUGUUUCAUUUCAUCUUUGACGAGCUCCACACAUCUGUACGAUGAUGCGAUUGCUGUAAUAAUAGACUGGAAAAGUUGUCACAAGCAUUUUCAUCAGAGCUCAAGAAAGUUCCCACCUCUACCAGAAAAUGUCUUCGACAUUUUUUUGUUUUUUUUUAAACUCUGCUUUAAACCCCGAGGCAUUUCCUCUUCAGUCUGGGUUAAGGAGGGAUGGCUGACACAAACUCUCUCCACCUUUUUCUUAAUUGCAUGCUGUCAGUUGAAACAGACAGAAAAUAUGUACUCAGGCCGGACUGUUUAAAUAGUUUGCGGUCUUUGCCAGUGUAGGGUUUCAGAAGUGGGGCAUGCCAGGUUUGACCACUGUGUCAACUGGAUCAAACUGGAUCGAUCCGUCACAGAUUCUGACCUUUGACUAUACUGGGCAGGGGUUGCAAGGAGACAGAGACACAGCCUAAUAGGAUCAUUGAACUGCUGCAUGUACUCUGGAGAAAAUAAUGAAAUUUUACAUCACCGUUCUCUCUAGAACUGGUCACUGUGGGUCAUUUAUAAGAUCAAGUCAUGUGUAUCUGGAAUUUCUUGUGACGUAGCGCGCUAAGAUGUGCACAAUGUACAUGUGACGUAACCAAAUUUGAUUCACCAAUCCGUUUAUUUUACAUCACUCCUAUAUCUGCUGUCGUUUUUCACCCUGUGUGUUGAUAAAAUUGAAAAACAUUCAGUUCAGAUUAGUAUCACAGGUUUAAUAGUUUAUAGGUCACACCUGUUAACACAGAAGACGAAAUGUUGCCUCAUGACUGCACAUGGCCCGAGCUGAGCCCAUCACAGUCUCACCUGACCUAUCAGGGGUGUGGCAAACACAGUAGCUCUAUAAAUAAAAGCAUGCCAAGAAUGUCAUUUAUAACAGGGACAAACCCUCUCCACGGAGCCGCAGCACUCGCAGACCAAACCUACCUGGCAGGAUCACCAUGCUCAGAUCACACCUGCUCCUUCAGCCCAUCUCCUGCAUGCCGCUGCUGCUGCUGCUGCUGCUUGUCUCCACCUCAGGGGAAGGCCGGCCUCACGUGGCCCAUGAAGGCACACCUUAUGUGGACAGGGUGGACAGCCAGAGGGCGCUCCUUCUGGAGGCGGUGAAGAUGGGGAUCCUCAACUCAUUAGGUUUGGACAGUGAGCCCAGGCCGACCCGAAAGGCCUCGGAGCAGGAGCUGAGGACGAUGUACGAGCUCUAUAGGGAGAAACUGAGAGAGAUGAGAGGGAAUUCAAGUCAGCCAGUGGGGGAAACAAGGCGAUCCACCAUGUCUACUGUGCUCUUUCCAGUGAAAGAUCUCAAAGUGCUUCGGAGGAGAAAACACUCAAAGUCAGGUCAUCACAUGCAGUGGUACAGAGCUGUUUUCCACAAGAACCCAAACAUCCAGACUGAACUGAGUCUCGCUCGCGCACAGCUGAAGAUUUCCUGGCAGAUUUUAGACAGACUCACUCCAGCUCUGAGUAAGAUUAAAGUUAAAGUCAACAGGAGGAAGCCGACUGUCCACACAUACACGGACUCUGUGGUUCAGACUAAUGUCUCGAGCAGUGAGGACGUGAUACUGGACAUCAGCACUGAGGUGGAGACGUGGAUGAACGCUGAUAUUCGGUCCCUGGUUGUGGAUGUUGGGAUGGUUGUUGCAGACAGAGACGCUCUCAAUCUAAAUCCAACCAUUUCUCUGGAGUUAGGCCUCCAGCAGCCCAACAUGCCUGCUCAGAGGUCGAGGUCGCGUCGCUCCAACAAGGAAGACGAGUGCGAUGAACGAGGAUGGUGCUGCAGGAAGUCGGUUACUGUGUCCUUCAAAGACAUUGGCUGGGCAGACUGGGUGGUGGCUCCCGACGAGUACAUGAUGCAUUUUUGUGACGGCAGCUGCCCCCACAACUACAAGCCGGCGAGCAUGCACACGCAGGUCAAGUCUCGGCUGCACCAGGUCAGCAAUGGAGCGACGCCUCGGCCCUGCUGUGUGCCGGCGGCCUACGAGCCCUUGGUGCUUAUGCAUUACGACAGCAGGGGAAAGCUGAAACUGACUCCUUUCAACGACCUCAUUGUCAGUAAAUGUCACUGUGCCUAAAAAAAAAUUCAAAUACUAACUUUUGGUAACAUUUUGCCAAUAUAUAAACUAUGUUACACGGUGAAAGACAGAUUGAGUUCUUAAAGGAGUUAUUUUUAUCAGAGCUACUUAAUUGGUGCUUUAGCAAAUUGAAAACUGCAAAUAUCCACUUUUAUUUUAUUGUGAAAAACAUGUUACUCCUACUGUCAAAACUGCAGAUCUCUGCAUUCAUUCUUUGUGUUUAAACUUAUAGUUAUUUAUUUAAAUUCUAUUUAUGGUCAUAUUUGUGUUGUUUUUUUGCUGAUGAUGUGUAAUGUCAUAACAUAUUUUAGUACCAUUUGUUAUUUAAUUGUAUUGGACUGUAUUGAUUGCUUCAUGAAGUUGAGAUAUUUUGUUUGCUGUCUUAUACAUUUCACUUAUAUGAACAUUAAAA
Molecule: messenger RNA, 2588 nt
Organism: Acanthochromis polyacanthus (spiny chromis)
Lineage: Eukaryota; Metazoa; Chordata; Actinopteri; Pomacentridae
Product: inhibin beta C chain
Exons: 2
Coding region: 1049-2176 (375 amino acids)
Biological process (GO): SMAD protein signal transduction
Cellular component (GO): extracellular region
Molecular function (GO): growth factor activity; cytokine activity
Source: RefSeq, a predicted model, not a curated record